AUAAAUAUAUAAACAUCGUCUUCCUAAAUCACAAUCAGUUUACAUACAAGUAACACCACAAGCAGUUGUUAAUAAUCGUUUUUGUUAUUACAGUGUUUUUCUGUGUUUUAAAACUUUUAUUACUAAAUUUUUUUUGCAUAGUACUCGAAACUAAUUUCAAUCGUGUCGCCUAAAAUAUUUACUAUUAAAUUCCGAACCAAAUGGCUGAUCCUGAACCUUUAAAGUUUUCCGCAAGUUUGAAUUGCUGCUCGCCUUGCCCGAAAAUCCAAGGAUCCAAGGAAGCUACUUUCGCGUUUUUGAAAUAUCCUCAAUUUCCUGUUGUACAGAUGCUGAUGAAAGAACUAAAUUUGUGUGCACACGAUCACAGUUUCGUACCUCCAUGGUAGCCAAUCGAAACUGUGUUUUUUAAAAGAGUUGAAAGGAAUAGAUUUCGCACGGAAGUUGUGGGGAAUCUGAAAAUAUGAAAAGAAGAUAAAGUUGUUUAUACCCUAAUAGGGUUAAUCUACCUGCUUAUAUAAAAAGACUAUUUUAUUAGUUAAAUAAGUGUUAGGUUUUUAAGGUUUUUUAAUAAUUAUUCUCUACAAUGCCUGUGUUAACUUUGCAGAGGUCAUAUAAAUACAUCAUGUACGCUACCAAGCAGCCUUCUCUGAGGAUCAAGCAAGCUGAUCUGAAAUGCAAGAGUGGGUGUGGAUUUUAUGGAAACGCUGAUUGGGAAGGUUACUGCUCCCAAUGCUACAGAAACCAUAUGGACGUGGAAAGGCAAAAAAAGUCCCACAACAGUCAAAUGCCGGAUCAGUCGAGGGCGCAAAUGUCGGGAUUUACAAAAUUCGAAGAAAAGAAAAGGCAGCAAACUGAUAAGAAAAAUAAAUAUUUGAAAAGUUUACCGGUUUUCAGAAAAUCGUCCAAUGUUAAAGAUUCUGGAAGACCAGAAAAAUACAUCGAUAUUAUGAGGCAAGCUAACCCGGAUGCCAAUAAACUGAUGGUAGAGUUCAUCACCCAGUACAGUCAAUACGGCGAUAUAGUCAAAAAAGACUUCUUUAAAUGUAGUCAGGCAUUUUCAAAUAAAGUGAUUAACGAAUUGGAAGUCAAACCCAUUGAAGAUUUGGCGGAAACCGCGCAAAAUUAUUAUAAUCUUUAUCAGAAUCGAGUAAAUUCAAAUUCCAUAUAUGAAGAUGUUCCGAGCGAAAUUCGAGAGAAAUUGGUGGAGUUCUUCGAGAAAUAUACGAUGAUCAUUUUGUACAGCUUCCUCUUCUGCCCGCCCACCACAAACGACGAAGAAAAAGAUCUCGCCAUACAAAACAGAAUACGUAAACUGAGUUGGGUGAACGCCCACCACUUGGACUGUUGCAUAAGCGAAACGAGCAUCGAAGUGCGCGAUUUGGUGUACACGGCCAUAAACGACCUUUUGGGCAUGGAUUCCAUGAAAGCGCCUCUGGAAAAACUCGCCUGCGUUGUUAAAUGUUGUCGCAGCGUCGUGGAAGUUUUGCAGCAUUGCCAAGGCGGUCCCGUGAGCGCCGAUGAGUUCUUGCCCGCGCUGAUUUUUGUCGUUUUGAAAGCGAAUCCCGCAAGAUUGAAGAGCAAUAUACUGUAUGUGACUAGAUUUUGUAAAGAUUCUAGAUUGAUGCAAGGCGAAGCUGGAUACUAUUUUACGAAUUUGUGCUGCGCUGUUUCGUUCAUCGAAAACCUCACGGCAGAAUCCUUAAAUAAUAUGCCCGAACAAGAGUUCGAAGCCUACAUGUCCGGCGAACUGACGUGCGUCAGCGCUUGGGAGUCCGCGUUGGUAGCGUGCGAGGGGAUGCACCAGUUGUGCGAACACCUCGCUUUCCUUAAGGAACUCUCCGAGCGCACGCAAAUCGUUCAAAAUACCACUCAGAGCUUAAGGGACGAUAUGCAAAAAUUAAAGGAAGGAAUUUGCGACAGCGUCGAAUCGGUUUUAGAAAGAACCCCUCUAAUAAUAAAACCAAGAAUAAAUCCUCUAACGCUAACAAAAGAACAACUUUUCACUCAAACAACUCAAUACGGUCCACAAAUCGAAACAACAAACGAAGUUAACACUUGUACAGACACAGAUAUUGGUCAAAAUUACUAUUUGCAAAAUUUAUCACUCACUCAAAUCAACGCUUUAGACAGCACGAAGAAUAAACUCCAAUUGGAUAUAACACCAUGUAUAACAUUACCAGAAAUAUCGAAAGCUUUGAAUUCCAACGAUUUUUUAUCAUCUUCAUCAGCGGUUGAUAAUAAGAGUAUAGAAAGUAUAACUCCGGACGAUAACAGCUAUUUGGGGUUGUCGAAAGUUAAUUAUGACAUCGAUUUUUCGGAUUUGAGUACGGAAAACAGCGUAGCCGAAGAUUUGACUCCGGAGAAAAGGAAAUCACCAACUCCGAGCUUUGUAAUUGGAGAUCCGUUCAGUCCGAUCGGUGGGUCUUGUCCUAUAGCGCAGACGCCGCUUGUUCCUAGUUCCGUUUUUCCUCAAAUCGAGUCGAAGAAUGAUGGAUUUGUUUUGCCGUUUUUGGAUGAUACCGAGGAGAAUGUCGAAGAUAGUUUGUUGGAUAAAGUUGAAGUGGCACCUUCUGCGAGUUUACCGGCUCCGCUUGUACCGACUUCGUCGGAGUACAGCGGGUUUUCUAAGCAAGGUUCGCGGAUACCGAAUAUUCCUUGCAGUACUGGGGAUUUUAGUUCGUUGAAUUUUGCUGGGAAUUCAAAUAUGUAAGUUAGACUGAGAUGGUUUUUGUUGUAUUUUGAAAAUGUUUUUAUUUACUUGUGAUUAUAGUUUUAAAGAGAAUAAAAUUUUGUUUUUCCCACUAAU
This is a messenger RNA of Psylliodes chrysocephalus, 2806 nucleotides long. NCBI's taxonomy places the organism in Eukaryota, Metazoa, Arthropoda, Insecta, Coleoptera, Chrysomelidae. The record is from the annotation of a GenBank genome assembly.